AUGUCUACCUCUCAAUCAAUCUCUCACUCUAACGAUAGUUUUGAAGAACAUAACUCUGAAGAAGAGCACAUGCUAGAAGAAGAUGGAGGUGGAGCUGCCACUGGUGUAGAAAGCUCCAUUCCAAACUUAGGCACCCAAGCAAAUGCAAGUGAGGCUACAGGUGUCACGGGUACUUCGAAACGAAAAAGAAAAGCACCGAUGUCUAGGUCUGCAGUGUGGUAUGAUUUUACAAAGGACAAAACCCAUGAGACUGCCACUUACAAUCAUUGUGGGAUUGUAUACAAGAACAACUCAUCAAAGAAUGGAACAUCCACAUUGAAGCAACACUUGACGCGAUGCCCACGCGUACCUAGGCCAAGUGGUGAACAAACUGAAUUGUCAUUGCAAAGCAAUCAAGCAAGAAAGGGGGACCUUUCAACAUGGAGGUAUGAUCCGAAGGUUGCACAGGAUGAGUUAACUUGCAUGAUAGUUGAAUGCGAGUUGCCUUUCAAGUUUGUUGAGCAGCCACGAUUUAGGAGUUUUGUGCAUGCAUUGAAUCCAAGAUUCAAUGUGCCUUCAAGGCCAACUGCUAGAAAGAACGUUGUUGAUCUAUAUGAAGAUACGAAGAAAAACAUGAUGCAGGUGUUCCAAAACAAUGGAUCAAAGGUUUCUUUAACCACAGAUGCGUGGACAUCAGAGCAAAGACAAAACUAUAUGGUCAUCACUGCUCACUUCAUUGAUAGGGAGUGGAAGUUGCAAAAGAAAAUUAUCAACUUCACCACAAUUAAGAGCCACAGAGUGGAUAAUGCCAGUGCAAAUGAUAAUCUUGUCAAUUAUUUGAAAAGGAGAUUUGCAAGUCUCAUGCUAAGUGAUUAUGUGCAUGUGAGAUGUGUUGCACACAUAAUCAAUCUAAUUGUUAUGGAGGGCAUCAAAGAAUCCAUUGCAUCAAUUGAUCGGGUUCGUGCAGUUAUUAAGUUUAUGAGAGCUUCUCCUGCUAGGAUUCAAAAAUUCAAAGAAUGUGCGGAGAUGGAGAGAAUUCCAAGCAAGGCCUCAUUAUGCUUAGAUGUGUGCACUAGGUGGAACUCGACUUAUUUGAUGCUAGAUACUGCUAUGAAGUUUGAAACUGCAUUUGAAAGAUUCGAGGAGUUAGAGCCACAAAUUACAAGUGAGGUUGCGGUGGAAGGUGGCAUGCCUAAGCAAGAAGAUUGGUGGAAUGUGAAAAGAUUGGUUACUUUUCUUCAAUACUUUUAUCAGCUUACUUUGAAGGUUUCUGGCACUUCUUACGUUACUUCGAAUCAAUUUUUUCAUGAUUUAAGUGUACUCUUUUAUGUAUUAAAAGAGAUGAAGUCUUCGGAUGAUCCUCAGAUGAGUUCGAUGGCUGAUAAGAUGAUUGGAAAGUCUAAGAAAUAUUGGGGAGGAAGAUCAAAUAAACUAAACAUUUUGCUGAUUGUGGUAGUUGUGUUUGAUCCGAGAUACAAAUUGCAAUAUGUGACUCUGGCUUUGAAAGAGAUGUAUACAGAACAAAUUGCAAUAGAAGUGGCUGAGAAGGUGAAAUCCACCACAUUGAAGUUGUUUAAUGAAUACCAAAAUGAGCAAUCUUUGCAAAAUCCAAGUCGAUUCGAGUCUUCUUCAGUAGCUAGCAUUAGAGAUGAGGAGCAAACGACUGAAAAUAGAGCAAGAGCUAUAUUCAAAAAGUUACAAACAGUAGUUGGAGGUGGAGAAAGCCAAACUGAAUUAGAUAAAUAUUUAGGAGAAGGCAAUGAAAUUGUCAAGGAUGGUGAGGAUUUUGAUGUGCUGACUUGGUGGAAGAUUAAUUUUGUUAGGUUUCCUGUCCUCUCGGCUAUAGCCCGUGACCUCUUGGCGAUUCCCAUUUCUGCUUUGGCAUCUGAAUCGGCUUUUAGCACGGGUGGACGAGUUCUUGAUACAUUUAGGAGUUCCCUCACUCCUAAAAUUGUUGAAUCACUUAUUUGCGUGGACGAUUGGCUUGGAGGUCUACCUCUUCUUCAAACAUUAAUGGUGGUGGAAGAUUUGGGAGAGCAAGAGGCCUUUGAACAAGAAUUGGCAAAAAGCAAGAAUAGGGUUGGUAGUUCAAGAGCAACGCAGCCUCCAAUGUUUAUUGAUAAUCCUGGAUACACUUCUUGGAAAUUACGUAUUCAUACUUAUGCAUUAUAUCGGCAUUACUACAAUCUUGCAAAGUUGUUAUCUAUAAUUUUGGGUAUUCCAGAAUUCUAUGUCGUGUUUUACACUUUGACACCAAGAAGAUGUCUUGAAUUGGUUUUCAACGGGGUAGGGUUAUGGGUCAUGGCUACGUUCUAUAGAUGGAAGAUUGAACAUGCUAGUAUUGUAAGUGCAUUUUGUAGCUUCGCAGAUGCUUAUUUGUCGCAUGGUCUCAAGUUUAAAUCAGACCAAUCACAAGAAGCCAAAAAGAUGGAAAAGCUAAACAACAUUUUCUUUGCCUUGAUGGCUCGUGGCCCUGAUGUGGAUAUUUCAGAGGUCACAGGGAAAGAACAGGCAGAAGUGCAGCAAGCAAAGACAGGAAAGGGAAGGAAACAAUGA
Molecule: messenger RNA, 2535 nt
Organism: Tripterygium wilfordii
Lineage: Eukaryota; Viridiplantae; Streptophyta; Magnoliopsida; Celastrales; Celastraceae
Product: zinc finger BED domain-containing protein RICESLEEPER 2-like
Exons: 8
Coding region: 1-2535 (844 amino acids)
Molecular function (GO): protein dimerization activity; DNA binding
Source: RefSeq, a predicted model, not a curated record